CUUACUGUGGAAAAUAAUGGCUCUGCAUCUGCUAGAUAAGUUAGCUAAUCAUUGGCAUUGCAAUUAAUGCUUGAUAUUUUAGUUUUUGGGCCAGGGUGAUUGACCAUUAGCUGAGAUGGUGGAGCAUUUGGUCUUUCUCUUACAGCAAGAUAAUUGUGAAAUUAGUAAUUCUUCAGUGGAUUUUCAUCCAUACUGAUUUUCAUCCAUGUAAAUGCACAUUUUACCCUCUGCAUCUCAAAUAAAUUCCUUAUAAUUAUUGUUGUUCUCUAUCUUCUCCUUAACAGGUGCACUUGACUGAGAGAGAAAGGCAGAAACUGCAGGUGUGGUCUCGAAUUAUGCCUUACAGAGAGUCCUUCACCUGGGUUAUUGUUCCUUUAUUUGAUAAUAGCAUUGGUGGAGCUUCUGGUGGAUCUGCUUCUGCUAGUAGCCGUCUUGCUGCCAGCAUGUCUGGGUCUAGUUCCCAUGAGGGUGUCCUUGAGUCUGUUGCAAAGAUUACAUUAGAUGGGAAGAUGGGUUAUUCAAGUGGAAGCUCUAUUGUUGUUGAAAUAUCUAACUUGCAUAAAGUGAAAGAAAGCUAUACUGAGGAGUCACUUCAGAUAGUAACCUUAGAAGAUGUGGUUGAGGAGAUUGUUGGAGAAAUCUUGGAUGAAAAUUAUUCAAAGGAGGUGAUCCAGAAGAAAACUGGCUAUAUUGUAAUGCGAGCAGAGGGAGUAUAUGAUGUCCAUGCCCAUGCAUCUAUUUAUUUGCCAUCUGAGGACUUGAAUAUCAAAAUGCCAGAGGUAUAUUAUUCUAUAGCAUUGCUGAUUUUCGUUGUUAUGGUGUAUAGAGCACUGAAUGGAGAAUUUAAACAUUAAAGCUAAAACUCAGUUAUUAGGAUCAUUUCUACCUUUGAUUAUUUCUAGGAUUGUACACUUCUCCUGCCAUUUCCACAGGCUCAUUAAAAUUUCAUUCUCUGC
Rubroshorea leprosula is the source of this 956-nucleotide messenger RNA. NCBI's taxonomy places the organism in Eukaryota, Viridiplantae, Streptophyta, Magnoliopsida, Malvales, Dipterocarpaceae. The record is from the annotation of a GenBank genome assembly.